AGCUUGUUUUUAGGACACAAAUUCCUUGAUGGGUUUCAGUUGCAAGACACUGUUGUGUUCGGUUCCCAUAGUUGUGCUCGUGUUGAUGCAAGAGGCAAGUGCCGGGAGAUAUUACCACAAUGUGACCGGGUUAAGUAGUCGAAAGCAAGUGGGUGGAUGCAAUUUGUUUCAAGGCCAAUGGGUGUUUGAUCCUUCGUAUCCUUUCUACGACUCUUCGGGGUGUCCCUUCAUAGAUGCUGAAUUUGAUUGCCUUAAACAUGGCAGACCCGACAAACAAUACCUUAUGUACGCCUGGAAACCUGAUGGGUGUAACUUGCCCAGAUUUGAUGGGGCAAGUUUUCUGGCAAAAUGGAGGGGAAAGAAGAUAAUGUUUGUGGGUGACUCACUGAGUUUGAACAUGUGGGAAUCCAUGGCAUGUAUGAUACAUGCCUCGGUGCCAAACUCCAAGACCACAUUUGUUAGGAAGACCCCUUUGUCUUUCGUUAUCUUUGAGGAUUAUGGGGUGACUGUGAAUUUGUACCGAACACCGUACUUGGUGGAUAUUGUUAGGGAAAGUGUUGGCGAUGUGCUUGAUCUAGGCUCCAUCAAUGGUGGCAAUGCAUGGGAAGGAAUGGACGUGUUGAUUUUCAACAGCUGGCAUUGGUGGAUCCACCAGGGAGAAUCUCAAGGGUGGGAUUUCAUCAGAGAUGGGUCUGCAUUAUACAAAGAUAUGGACCGUUUACAGGCUUUCAGCAAGGGGCUUACAACAUGGGGCAACUGGGUUGACACCACUGUUGAUCCUGCCAAGACCAAGGUCUUCUUCCAGGGCAUUUCCCCCACCCACUACGAGGGCAGGGAGUGGAACCAACCGAAAAAGAACUGUUACGGAGAGCUAGAGCCACUGUCCGGUCCUACAUACCCGGCAGGUGCACCUCCAGCUGCUUCAAUUGUUAACGAGGUGUUGGGGUCUAUGAAAAAACCAGUUUUCUUGCUCGAUAUCACGACCCUGUCGCAGUUGAGAAAAGACGCUCAUCCGUCGACCUAUAGCAGCAACCAUACAGGCAACGACUGCAGCCACUGGUGUCUUCCUGGAUUGCCUGAUACAUGGAACCAGCUUCUGUAUGCAGCUCUGGUCAUGUGAAGGUCCACAAUGGGCAAACAAAGAAUUUACGUCUCUUUUUCUUCUUCACACAAUCAAAUUGUACAAUCAUACAAACAGCUGGGUUUAGGUGAAGCUGUAGUUUUCAGGCAGCAAUACAGUUAUGUCCUGGAAUUAAUUAAUUGAAUAUGGGUGGAUAACAAUAGCAGCUGGUGUUGUAUUCACAAACAUUUGAUGUUUCGAUCUUUACAACACAAAAUGAUACAUACUUUCUGAACUCUGAAGCAGAGUUUGUUUA
Messenger RNA from Hibiscus syriacus, 1376 nucleotides. Its product is annotated as protein trichome birefringence-like 37. Gene Ontology annotation, cellular component: Golgi apparatus. The coding region runs from base 29 to 1120 and encodes 363 amino acids. The transcript has 5 exons. NCBI's taxonomy places the organism in Eukaryota, Viridiplantae, Streptophyta, Magnoliopsida, Malvales, Malvaceae. Gene Ontology annotation, molecular function: O-acetyltransferase activity. The record is from RefSeq and is a predicted model, not a curated record.